This is a messenger RNA of Miscanthus lutarioriparius, 300 nucleotides long. The record is from the annotation of a GenBank genome assembly. Lineage: Eukaryota; Viridiplantae; Streptophyta; Magnoliopsida; Poales; Poaceae.
AUGGACGGCAGUGAGCUUCCACUGAAAAAUGAACAUGCUGACGACGCCGGCUCCGUGGCGUUCGUGCUCGCCGCGGACGACGCGCUCGUGCUGCUCUUCCUCUGCCUCCGUGAGUUUGAGCGGGGCGGCAGGGGCAGGGAUGCCAAGAUCAAGGCCGCCGUGUGGGCGCUCACCACGCUGCUCACGGCCAUGUUCGCCUCGAGGGUGGCGCCGCUCAUGCCGCCGCCAGUGGCCGCGGUGGUCUGGCUCUUGGCCGUCGCCACGGCCGCAGGAGGGUUCUGGGCGUUUUUCCUUAAUUGA